CUUGACCUCCCAGAGUGCUAGGAUUACAGGUGUGAGCCAUGGCACUGAGCCUAGACCAAGAUGUUUUUAAGGAAGCUUGCUGCCCAGCAGGAGUGGGAACAGCAGAGUCAGUUGAAGCCAAAAGGAAACAAUAUUCCCACGGGAUGCAAAAUAAGGCCCCCCACCCCCAGUAGCAGAACCUAAUCCCCAGAACCUGUAUUUGCCUUAAGUGGCAAAGGGGACUUGCACAUGUGGUCAAGGGCCUUGCGAAGGAGAGAUUAUCCUGGGUUACCCAGGCAGGUCUGAUGCAAUCACAGGUCCUUAUAAGAGAACGGGAGGCGAUGCGAUGUCAGGGUGGAAGCGCAGGUGUGAGAGAUGCAGCCAGAAGCCGAGGAUCGCGGGCGCCUCCAGCAGCCGGAAAAGGCAGGGAACAGACGCCGCUAGAGCUUCCAGGAGGCACGGCCCUGCCAGCACCGUGAUUUUAGCGUCCUGAGCGGUGAGGUAACCGAGACCCAGAGAGGCCAAGCCACUUGCCUUGCGUCACACAGCCAAAGGAGGCAGAGCCAGGACUUACACCAGACUCAGAAGCAACAGGAAAAUGUCCACGCGGGAUGGAAAGGCAGUCACCCGCAGGGCCAAGGUGGCUUCCGGCCAGAGGAUGAGCAAGUUCUUGAGGCACUUCAGUGUCGUCGGGGACGACUACCAAACCUGGAACAUCAACUACAAAAAGUGGGAGAAUGAAGAGGAGGAGGAGGAGGAGGAGCAGCAGCCGUCGACGCCAGCCUCGGGCGAGGAGGGCCACGCCGCAGGCCCGGAUGCUGGCCCCGGCCCCACACCCAGGCCCCCGCCUGACUUCAGGAGCUCGUUGAGGAAGCUCUUCAGCUCCCACCGGUUUCAGGUCAUCAUCAUUUGCCUGGUCGUCCUGGAUGCCCUCCUGGUGCUUGCCGAGCUCAUUCUAGACUUGAAGAUCAUCCAGCCAGACAAGAAUAAGUACGCUGCCAGGGUGUUCCACUACAUGAGCAUUGCCAUCUUGGCCUUUUUUAUGAUGGAGAUUUUCUUUAAAAUAUUUGUCUUCCGCCUGGAGUUCUUUCACCACAAGUUUGAAAUCCUGGAUGCCAUCGUGGUGGUGGUCUCGUUCGUCCUUGACAUUGUCCUCCUGUUCCUGGAGCAUGAGUUUGAGGCUCUUGGCCUGUUGAUCCUGCUGCGGCUGUGGCGGGUGGCCCGGAUCAUCAACGGGAUAAUUAUCUCAGUUAAGACACGUUCAGAACGGCAACUCCUGAGGUUAAAACAGAUGAAUAUACAAUUGGCCGCCAAGAUCCAACACCUUGAAUUCAACUGCUCUGAAAAGGAACAAGAAAUUGACAGACUUAACAAGCUGCUGAGACAGCAUGGACUUCUUGGUGAGGUGAACUAGACAGGAACUGACUCCGCUCCAAAGAGAAGACUCAGCCUCACAGGCCUGUGCCAGGAUGAGAGAGAGACAGCCACCUUUCCUGGGGCCAUUUGGUGAGAGGUUUGGUUCGAUGCCAUUGCUGCACUCCUGCCCAGCUUGGAUUGUGGGUGGACACAGCCUUUCAGAAGGUUCUAUUUCUUCCUUGGUGCCCACCCGGCACUGUAACAAAUAUAUCAAACUAUAUUUUCUCAUACUGAACACUUUUUACCUUUGCUUGAAAAUGAGCAAUGAAGCUGGACAAUUACUAGUUGUAUAUAGAAUUUAAUCUCAUCCAAUGCAGUUUUCAAAUUUCACGUGUAUAUUGAAGAACCAGCACAGCUUUUUGAGUAUUCUGAAAGAAAAAGAGAAGCUACUUUAGCUACCAGCCCAUUCUAGAAAAGUCUUAUUUCCAAGCUGUUCUAAACAGCUUCUCUUGUCCCAAGUUUCCCUAGGGAGUGCGUUUCCCAGCUGUACCAUGCAGCUUCUAGCAGGCGCCACCUAGUUCUGCCACCUGACAACAUUUUUCUCAAUUACUGUACAAUUACUGUUUAAAAUAAACUCUUUCCUUCCCUUG
Messenger RNA from Microcebus murinus (gray mouse lemur), 1985 nucleotides. RefSeq names its product hydrogen voltage gated channel 1 (gene HVCN1). The record is from RefSeq and is a predicted model, not a curated record. Gene Ontology annotation, molecular function: voltage-gated proton channel activity. Gene Ontology annotation, cellular component: plasma membrane. Gene Ontology annotation, biological process: proton transmembrane transport. Lineage: Eukaryota; Metazoa; Chordata; Mammalia; Primates; Cheirogaleidae.